This is a messenger RNA of Sorghum bicolor (sorghum), 2383 nucleotides long. RefSeq lists its product as uncharacterized. Lineage: Eukaryota; Viridiplantae; Streptophyta; Magnoliopsida; Poales; Poaceae. The record is from RefSeq and is a predicted model, not a curated record. The transcript has 5 exons. Bases 561 to 2111 code for a protein of 516 amino acids.
AUCCAAAUACUAGUAACAACCAACAACACCUACUUUCUUGUCCGGAAUUGUGAUUCUUGACCACAAAGUGGCAGACUUGACACAUCUCCGUCUCCGUCUCCGUCCCCAACCCCACCUCGCUCGCUCCUUCCAUGCAUAUGCAGCUGCAGCCAGCAGUCACAGCUAAGCAGAGCCCAAGAAAGAUUGGACUAACGAGAGGAGAGGUAUCAAAUCCCUAUCUCCAUCCCCAUCUCGGCCACUACCCAUGCUGCAUCAGUAAAAAUCAUAGCAGGUGAAAAAAAAAGGCAUGUGAGCCGAGAGAGAAACAGGAAAGGAGGAGGAAGAAAAAAGAAGCCGCAGGGGCUGCUGGGCUGACGCUACGGACAGCCGCCUGCAGCACCAGUAUCCAGCCGCGAAAGAAUUGGGAAGAUCCGAGACCGAGUUCGACGAGGGGAGGCGCGACAAAGAAAUAUCGCCACGGAAAGAGCCUUUUCCUGUUGCUUCGGUAGCUAAGAAGUGGUUGUUGUUCUUCACGGGGACAACAGAAAAGAUAGGGAAAUUUGGUUAAUUGUCCAAUUAAGAUGCAGGAUCUGAACAGGUUCUAUGCUUCUUUCUGGAAGCAAUCUAGCAGUGCACUUAGUAGCCUGCGCUCUGCUCAUGAGCAUAAGCUGAUGAAUUUGUGUUCGAGGCACAAUCAAACCCAAGAAGUUUCCACCAAUUCCAAUAAACGGAAAUCAUUGUCUCAAAUUGUGGACCUGAAUUCAGAUGUUAGGACUUCAGUUAGGAGAAAAUCUGAUGCUUAUCACGAACUGAUUGACUUGGAGAAGCCAUCAAUUUCUGGUGAUGCGAUGGAAGCUAUUGGUCGCUCUGGCCUUGGCAACCUUGCCAACCAAAAUGGCAAGUCACAGGAUGGUUCAUGCUGCAUUUCACCAGAGAACACCUCACUUGCAGAGUCUCAGUUGUGCAGAGACUGGAACAGAUCACGUGUAAGCGCUGGUUCAGUUGGUUCUAGUGACACUCCAGAUUGCCAGUCCCCUAUCAAAACAAGUAACACUGAAGCAAGACAUUCACUAUUUGACCUGAAUGUUCCUCAAGAAGAAAGCCUUCUUAUGCCUUCUACUUCGUUUCCUUCUUCCUCGACGUACUGUGCAAAUUUUUCAGACAACCCUAGAGAAGCUUCUGAAAAAGAAUGUGUCUCUGGUUCUGGUAUUGGAUCAAUGAAACGAUCUUCCAUCACAGUGAUCACGCCCAACUCAGUUGCAGAUAGUUCAAGGAAUGUGGUAACUGAAUCCUCAGUUCAGCAGAAGUUCCUUUUUGACCUGAAUGUGUCACCUGAAAGCACUGACAUGCCAUCAGAAAUCAGCGAUUAUAGAGAUAAGGUUGUAAAUAAUGAUGUAAGUAAAGGAGCAGCCCCCGAUCAUUCUUUCUCGACGGAAAAUAGCCUGCAUGCAGAAACUUCCGCCACACAUGUGGUUCUUGGAAAUGAUCAUAUGCUGGCACACAAGGAUGACAAUCAUGUGCUUCUCACAGCCCCAACAACUAAUGGUAUCAAUAAGGUUCAGUCGCCAGUGUCUGGAACCAUUAACAAGGAAUCUUUUAUCUCUGGAAAUCUUGUGGAUAAUAAUUUCCAUCCACACAAUGGAGCAUCAAAUAUUCAGGAGUUAAGCAUGCUUCAAGAUAAGGUCGAUGAUGAUGGCACAACAGCUGAUAUUGCAGCUAGAACCCUUCUUUCCAUUUUUCAGCACAGUUCUGAAUGCAUGGCUCAUUGCUUUGGAAGCAGCAAUCAGACAGCAGCUCAGAACAUGAACGAUGAGCCUCAGCCUUCACUGGACUCAUUCGAGAAAAUCGUGUUGAAUUCAGAGGAGAUCAAAGAUGACGGCCAAUCCAUCAAUGUGUCACCGCCCUAUAAUGAAGGACCAGCAUGUGGGAUCAAGCUAAAGAGAGGGAGGGGUAUGAGAAAUUUUCAGAGGGAGAUAAUUCCUGGGCUUCUUCUAGGGAGGCAAGAGAUAUGCGAGGACUUGGAAGUUAUAGGUUAUGAGCCAAAGAAAACUCGAUCCAGGAAAACCCGCAAGGGUCCAGGUGCAUCCUCGACUCGACCAAGGCCGCGCAAACGUGGAGCUGUCAAGCACUGAGCAAGAGCAUCUGCAUUCCGUGGCAGGGUGCCAUAAGGCAGGCAAUUCAGAACAGGAGAGUUCAUUCUAACCAUGUGAAUAUUCGUGUGUAUCAAUCCUAGCUUAGUUUCAAACUCUGGUUUGCUAGUGACCAUUUAAUUGGGGAUAUUCUUUCCUUUCCCUUUUUUCCCUCUUAUUAUAUCUUUGAUGAAGUGAUCAGGCUGUUAGAUUCAAGCCUUUUGCCUUUAUAUAUUUGAAAGUUUAGCAAUGAAGACGCAUUCAUAUUGCCACAA